AUGAUUGGUUGAGGAGCAGGGAUGGGUUGAGUUUAAUUGAAAGGGCAAAAACAUUGGUGGAUGCUAAGCGAACAAAGCGUCAAAAAAUUACAACCACUCCAAAAAUUCAAGGAAAUACACAAUGGAAAAACCAAUCAGCUGAUCAAUACCAAUUUAGUUCCUUGAAGGAACCAUUUUCUAAAACCAUGGAAAAAUCCUCUUUGGAGAUUCCAAGCAAUAACUCUUCUUUUUUAAUGGAUCUGUUGGUUAAAGCUCAUGAAACUUUAGAAUUAAAGACCCCUUAUGAAAAACGGCUUUGUUUACUGUGGGAGGAAUUUGCAACCUUUUGCAAGAUUCAUAGUUUAGCUGCUUGUCCAGCUUUACCAAUACUCAUCUUCCUCUUAUUACCUAAUAGUGAAAUAUAUUUUAUUAAUCUUAGAGUAGUACCCAACCCUCGAUUCUCGGCUAACCUUCGUCUCAGACAACUAGAUAGUUGA
Cetraspora pellucida is the source of this 476-nucleotide messenger RNA. The record is from the annotation of a GenBank genome assembly. NCBI's taxonomy places the organism in Eukaryota, Fungi, Glomeromycota, Glomeromycetes, Diversisporales, Gigasporaceae.